AGUGAUAUUAAAUUAAAAAAAAAAAAUUAAAUGCAUAUCAGCGUAUAGUAGAGUGUUUUGGGAAAAGUUUCGUUAUCUCUUCGCCACUGACAGCACCCCAUGAAAAUGGCGCCUAAACCCUUCUCUCUCUCCUCCCUCUCCUCCCUCACUCCGUUCCCUCUCCCUAACCAUAAACAGAAUAUCACCAGGAUCCGAAUCCGUAAACCCGAAGUCAUCACCUGCACACAGUCAUGGACCGAACCCGAGGGGACCGGAGCUGCGGCUCCGACACGAGGAGAUAUGUUCAUUCAGCGCCAGCAAUCCGUGUCUGCUUUGGAAGCCGUGAAAGCCGCGACGAAGAAGAAAAAGUCAAAGAAGGAGAAGCUCAUGAAAUUCUCGACUUUGGCUCCGAGCUGUUACGGGUGCGGAGCUCCAUUACAGACAUCCGAAAUCGAUGCUCCGGGCUAUGUUGACAAGGAAACCUAUGAUUUGAAGAAGAAACAUCAUCAGCUUAGAACAAUUCUUUGUGGAAGGUGCCAACUAUUGUCUCAUGGCCACAUGAUUACUGCUGUAGGUGGAAAUGGAGGUUAUUCUGGUGGGAAGCAAUUUGUUUCAGCUGAAGAGCUUCGUGAAAAAUUAUCCCAUUUGCGCCAUGAGAAAGCUUUGGUUGUCAAACUGGUUGAUAUUGUAGACUUCAAUGGCAGCUUUUUGGCUCGUGUCCGAGAUCUUGCUGGUGCAAAUCCUAUAAUACUUGUUGUGACUAAGGUGGAUCUUCUUCCGAAAGAAACAGAUCUUAAUUGUGUUGGUGAUUGGGUUGUUGAGUCUACAACAAAAAAGAAGCUUAAUGUUCUGAGUGUUCAUUUAACAAGUUCAAAAUCAUUAGUUGGCAUUGCUGGAGUGGUGUCAGAAAUCCAAAAAGAGAAGAAGGGAAGGGACGUUUACAUCCUGGGUUCAGCCAAUGUUGGAAAAUCUGCAUUUAUCAAUGCUUUGUUAAAGAUGAUGUCAUAUAAGGACCCAGUUGCAGCUGCUGCAAGAAAGUACAAACCAAUUCAAUCAGCUGUCCCUGGAACUACUUUGGGUCCAAUACCGAUUGAUGCUUUCCUUGGUAGUGGUAAAAUGUAUGACACGCCUGGGGUCCAUCUCCAUCACAGACAAGCUGCAGUGGUUCAUUCAGAAGAUCUACCUGCUCUUGCUCCUCGAAGUCGGCUUCGUGCCCAAGUUUUCCCAAACUCUCAGUUGGCAUUAGACGAACAGAUGACAUAUCAAGUUCAAUCAAGCGGUUUAACUGGAUUCUCAAUAUUCUGGGGAGGUCUUGUGAGAAUGGAUGUUUUGAAGGUUCUUCCAGAGACGUGUUUGACGUUUUAUGGACCCAAAGCUUUGCAAAUUCACAUGGUGCCUACUGAAGAAGCAGAUGAGUUUUACCAUAGAGAACUCGGAAUUCUAUUGACCCCCCCUACAGGGAAAGAAAAGGCAGACGGCUGGAUGGGACUCGAAACAAAACGCCACUUACAAUUGAAGUAUGACAACAUAGAAAGACCUGCAUGUGAUGUUGCCAUAUCAGGUCUAGGAUGGGUUUCCGUCGAACCUGUUGGCAUAUCACUCAAACAGUCUGGUAGAAUUAUAGAAGAAACAGUUGGAGAGCUGGAUUUGGCUGUGCAUGUUCCUAAGCCAGUCGAGAUUUUUGUUCGGCCACCAAUGCCGGUUGGGAAAGCUGGAGCGGAAUGGUACGACUACAGGGAGUUGACAGAGACCGAAGAAGAAGUCAGGCCGAAAUGGUAUUUCUAAUGAGGAUCUCACUUGUUCAUUCAUCAAGAUUGUUAGGCCAUAAGCAGCAAAACAUAAAAACUAGUAAGCUUUUAUGGUUGUGGGUUAAAAAUACAUUUAGCAGAAUUACUUAGUGUUAACAUGCCUUUAAGAAGCUCACUAUAAAACAAGCCUUCAAUUUUUGUAAUGAUCAAUAAAUUAAAAGGCAUGUGUAUGAUAUAGUACAAGAGCAAUGCUAUAAAGCUCUCUUUUACUUUCCCUAAUAA
Ipomoea triloba (trilobed morning glory) is the source of this 2009-nucleotide messenger RNA. RefSeq names its product putative nitric oxide synthase. Gene Ontology annotation, molecular function: GTPase activity; GTP binding. NCBI's taxonomy places the organism in Eukaryota, Viridiplantae, Streptophyta, Magnoliopsida, Solanales, Convolvulaceae. The record is from RefSeq and is a predicted model, not a curated record. The transcript has 13 exons. Bases 100 to 1764 code for a protein of 554 amino acids.